Brugia malayi is the source of this 1668-nucleotide messenger RNA. RefSeq lists its product as uncharacterized. The transcript is spliced from 11 exons. The coding region runs from base 1 to 1668 and encodes 555 amino acids. Lineage: Eukaryota; Metazoa; Nematoda; Chromadorea; Rhabditida; Onchocercidae. The record is from RefSeq and is a predicted model, not a curated record. Gene Ontology annotation, cellular component: intracellular membrane-bounded organelle. Gene Ontology annotation, molecular function: phosphatidylinositol phosphate binding.
AUGGGUAUAAUCCAGCGACAUAAUACAAUGGAUGUGACUUAUCGUGAAUGUGCAAGAUAUGCCAUGAUUGCCAAAGAGAUCUCAAACUUGAAAAAGGAAGGCAGCAGUCAUCGGCGACAUCAUUCCGAGCCCAUUUGUUAUCCCAGUAUUCUGUCACAUUAUUUUCCGGGUUCAGAAGAAGCAUCGGAAUUGCCUCUGAAUGAUAGUGAAAUGGGUGAUAGUCGAGUUGGAGGAAGUUGGGGUGAUGCAAAGCGUUUCCUCAUUGAGUCACGAAAACAAGAUCUGGAGAUUUCGAGGGAUCUGGAACGCGAAAAUAUGCAUUUAUAUCUGAGUGAAGUGCUUAUUGCUGCUAUGGAACAAAUGCAAUGGCGUGCAAUGGUCGAAAAUCAACAGAAUUUCACUGCGCAAGCCAGAAAUACAUGUUCAUGUCCUACAUUGGCAGUAUCUUCUUCGGACUCGGUUGUUGACGAUUCUUCUGAACAAACUGAAGAAAAAAUUAUUGCUGGUCCAUCAGUAUUCUGUGCUUCUGCUGAAGAUUUACCAUACAGCGAGGAUAAGAAAAUGUCCAGUAGAAGCAGUGAAGCUGACGAUGAUAGUAUUUGUGAAAAUUCUGCUGAAGCAGUCGCAUCUUCACUUUUCAAGCAGUUUUCAACGGCUUACAAACCACGUUCAGCUGCCGAUAUACAGUGGCUUGUUUCUUAUGCACAAGCACCUCAAAGGCUUCUUCCAAUGCCUAAUGACAUAGCGGUAUUUUUCGAUGAAAUAGGUAACGAUGGUCGACCAAUUUUUUUUCGUGGUUCGGAGAAUUGGGCGCCUCCGAGAAAGCAGUGGAUUUUUCAGCUUCAUCCAGAGCUUCAGAGUGUGCGAAAGCUUCUUGAACAACAGCAAUAUCGUUGUGGUGGGUGUGGUAUUAAAGUUGCUAAAGUAUACUGUCGUCGAAUGCGUUAUUGUGAUUACUACGGCAGAGUAUUUUGUCAGCGUUGCCAUCAAGGUGCAAGAAGUCGUAUUCCAGCACGCAUUGUAUAUCAGUGGAAUUUUAAAGAAUAUCCUGUAUCCGAUAUAGCACAUCGUUUCUUAUUAGAUAACCAUCGACAACCGGUGAUCAAUGUAUCAGCGAUUGAUUCUCGUUUUUACAGCAGAAUUCGUCGAUUGAAAAAAAUUAGGGAAUUACGAAUAAAGCUUGUACAUAUUUGGUCUUACAUACGACUUUGUAAUAUUGCUAAAGAAACAAUUACAAAAUAUGGAAACUUAUAUGCCACAUUUUCUACAGUACCGAAUUAUAUGUUGUCAGAUGCAGAUGUCUACUCGGUGGAAGAUUUAGAAAAUGUACAGAAAGGAGAACUUUUUCGAACCAUUGCUCCUCUUGUACAAUAUGGACAAUAUCACAUUGAAGGAUGCGAGCAUUGCCGUGCUCAAGCAUUCGUCUGUGAACUUUGUGAUGAAAAGAAUGAUUUACUCUUCCCGUUUCAAGUUGCAUAUGUGGAUCGUUGUGAAGAAUGCGGUUCAUUAAGUCAUAAGAGAUGUGCUAUUAAACGACAAAAAGAUGAAAAACCAUGUCCUAAAUGUUUGCGAAUUCGACAAAAUCUUGAAAGACAUCGGUGUUAUUCGGAGUGGUCUUUGACACCAAUUGAACAGCAGGUUUCAACGAUGUCAUCGUUGAACGAUUAG